This is a messenger RNA of Erpetoichthys calabaricus (reedfish), 3340 nucleotides long. RefSeq names its product ATPase sarcoplasmic/endoplasmic reticulum Ca2+ transporting 1 (gene atp2a1). Gene Ontology annotation, biological process: intracellular calcium ion homeostasis; calcium ion transmembrane transport. The transcript is spliced from 24 exons. Gene Ontology annotation, molecular function: ATP binding; P-type calcium transporter activity; ATP hydrolysis activity. The coding region runs from base 176 to 3160 and encodes 994 amino acids. Gene Ontology annotation, cellular component: membrane. The record is from RefSeq and is a predicted model, not a curated record. Lineage: Eukaryota; Metazoa; Chordata; Cladistia; Polypteriformes; Polypteridae.
UGGUUGCCGCACUCCUGGCUUCCAGUUUGCAGGGGCAGAGAGGCGGCGUUGUGUGCUUCUCACUGUCAUGCGCUGCUGACUUCACACUGACCAGUAGACAGACAGACUGACGGACGGACAGACGCUGGUGAACGCCGAGCUGCUUCUCUUCUGAGUUCUCCGAGCCUCCGCUGCCAUGGAGAACGGACAUACCAAGACCACCGAGGAGUGCCUCGCCUACUUCGGUGCGAAUGAGACCACCGGACUGUCACCGGAGCAGGUCAAGAAGAACUUCGCUAAGUAUGGCCCCAACGAACUCCCAGCCGAGGAGGGAAAAACGCUAUGGGAGCUGGUGGUGGAGCAGUUUGAGGAUCUGCUGGUGCGAAUCCUGCUACUGGCUGCCUGCAUCUCCUUUGUCCUGGCCUGGUUUGAAGAAGGAGAGGAGACCAUCACUGCCUUUGUGGAGCCCUUUGUCAUCCUGCUCAUUCUUAUCGCCAAUGCCGUCGUUGGUGUCUGGCAGGAAAGGAAUGCUGAGAGCGCCAUUGAGGCCCUGAAGGAGUACGAGCCUGAGAUGGGCAAAGUGUACAGGACUGACAGGAAGAGCGUCCAGAGAAUCAAGGCCAGGGAGAUCGUGCCUGGAGACAUUGUGGAGGUGGCCGUUGGUGACAAGGUCCCUGCAGACAUCCGUCUGACAUCCAUCCGCUCCACCACCCUGCGUGUUGACCAGUCCAUCCUGACAGGAGAGUCCGUCUCUGUUAUCAAGCACACUGACGUCGUUCCCGACACCAGGGCUGUCAACCAGGACAAGAAGAACAUGCUGUUCUCAGGCACCAACAUUGCAGCUGGCAAGGCAGUGGGUGUGGUGGUCUCCACCGGUGUCAGCACUGAGAUUGGUAAGAUCCGCGACCAGAUGGCUGCCACAGAGCAAGAGAAAACGCCUCUGCAGCAGAAACUGGAUGAGUUUGGCGAGCAGCUGUCCAAGGUCAUCUCCCUCAUCUGUGUGGCUGUGUGGCUCAUCAACAUCGGUCACUUCAAUGACCCCGUGCACGGUGGCUCCUGGAUCCGAGGCGCCGUCUACUACUUCAAGAUCGCUGUGGCCUUGGCUGUGGCCGCCAUUCCUGAAGGUCUGCCAGCUGUCAUUACCACCUGCUUGGCUUUAGGCACACGCAGAAUGGCCAAGAAGAAUGCCAUUGUCAGGAGUCUGCCCUCCGUGGAGACCCUGGGCUGCACCUCAGUCAUCUGCUCAGAUAAGACUGGCACACUGACCACCAACCAGAUGUCCGUGUGCAAGAUGUUCAUCGUUGACAAAGUGGAUGGUGACACCUGCGUCCUCAAUGACUUCAACAUCUCUGGCUCCAAGUACGCCCCCGAGGGUGAAGUAACGAAGAAUGACAAGCAAGUCAAGUGCGGUCAGUAUGAUGGACUGGUGGAGCUGGCCACCAUUUGCGCACUCUGCAAUGACUCUUCCCUGGAUUACAACGAGGCUAAAGGUGUCUAUGAGAAGGUCGGUGAGGCCACUGAAACUGCCCUGUGCUGCCUGGUGGAAAAGAUGAACGUCUUCAACACUGAAGUCCGUGGCCUGUCCAAAGUGGAGCGUGCCAAUGCUUGUACCUCGGUCAUCAAGCAGCUCAUGAAGAAGGAGUUCACUCUGGAAUUCUCCAGGGACAGGAAGUCAAUGUCCGUCUUCUGCUCCCCUGCAAAGGCGUCCCGUGCUGCUGUGGGCAACAAGAUGUUUGUCAAAGGUGCCCCAGAAGGAGUAAUUGACCGUUGCGCCUAUGUUCGUGUUGGCACCACCCGUGUUCCCCUCACUCCUCCAGUCAAGGAAAAGAUCAUGACAGUCAUCAAGGAAUGGGGUACAGGCCGUGACACCUUGAGGUGCUUGGCCCUGGCCACACGUGAUACCCCACUGAAGAAAGAAGAGAUGAACUUGGAGGACUCCACCAAGUUUGCAGAGUAUGAGUGUGACUUGACCUUUGUGGGCUGCGUCGGCAUGCUGGAUCCACCCCGCAAGGAAGUCACUGGCUCAAUUGACCUCUGCCGCAAGGCUGGAAUUCGUGUCAUCAUGAUUACAGGUGAUAACAAAGGAACUGCUGUGGCCAUCUGCCGCCGUAUUGGCAUCUUUGGUGAGGAUGAGGAAGUGACUGGCCGAGCCUUCACUGGCCGUGAGUUUGAUGAUCUGCCACCCGCUGAGCAGAGAGAGGCCUGCCGUGUGGCCUGCUGCUACGCCAGAGUGGAGCCAUCCCACAAGUCAAAGAUUGUGGAGUUCCUGCAGUCCUUCGAUGAGAUCACUGCCAUGACUGGUGAUGGUGUCAAUGAUGCCCCUGCACUGAAGAAGGCUGAGAUUGGCAUUGCCAUGGGCUCUGGCACAGCUGUCGCCAAGUCAGCCUCUGAGAUGGUCCUGGCUGAUGACAACUUCUCCUCCAUUGUGGCUGCCGUAGAGGAGGGCCGUGCCAUCUACAACAACAUGAAGCAGUUCAUCCGUUACCUCAUCUCCUCUAACGUGGGUGAGGUGGUCUGUAUCUUCCUCACUGCUGCCCUUGGCCUGCCUGAGGCUUUGAUCCCUGUGCAGCUGCUGUGGGUCAACUUGGUCACAGAUGGACUGCCAGCCACCGCCCUGGGCUUCAAUCCCCCUGACCUGGACAUCAUGGGCAAGCAACCCCGCAGCCCCAAGGAGCCCCUCAUUAGCGGCUGGCUCUUCUUCAGAUACAUGGCCAUUGGAGGGUACGUCGGUGCAGCUACCGUUGGAGCAGCAGCCUGGUGGUUCAUGUAUGCAGAUGAUGGCCCUCAUGUCACCUACUACCAGCUGUCCCAUUUCAUGCAGUGCACAGAGGAGAACGCAGACUUUGAGGGCUUGGAAUGCGAAGUCUUUGAGUCACCCGCCCCCAUGACCAUGGCAUUGUCUGUGCUGGUCACCAUUGAGAUGUGCAAUGCCCUCAACAGCUUGUCUGAGAACCAGUCCCUGGUCAGAAUGCCACCCUGGUCCAACUGCUGGCUGCUGGGUGCCAUCUGCCUGUCCAUGUCUCUGCACUUCCUGAUCAUCUACGUGGACCCUCUACCUAUGAUCUUCAAACUGACACAUCUGACCGUCACCCAAUGGCUGGUGGUCCUUAAAAUCUCCUUCCCAGUCAUCCUUCUGGAUGAACUGCUCAAGUUUGUGGCCCGCACCUAUCUGGAAGCAUAAACCCGCUCCCUCUUCCUUCCCUGCUCCUGUCUUAAAGAGAAAGAUGACAAAUUCAUAACAAACAAAUGGAAAUGAAGAAGACAACAGCAGCACAGAAGAAGAUGAGAAGAAGAAGAAGAAGAAGGACAUUUUAUUCUAGGAGUUUUCUUAAUUGUAUUAAAGAGAGAUUUUAUUACUAAC